AUGGGUUCCUCCGUUGCUUCUCCAAUCAAUUGGGUUCUUCCCUCUUCCAGCUCCGGUAGUUCCAUCAAGAAGCCGAUCAAGGCUGUGUCGAAGCCGUGUUUUGGGUACGAAGGAGCCCCCAAGCGCACGGCGCGCGCCUGCGAUUCUUGCUAUAAACGCAAGAUCAAAUGCGAUGCUGCCGUGCCAAAGUGCAACUGGUGUAGCCACCAUAACCUACCGUGUACUUUUGAUCGCGUCAUUCAACGGAAGAGGAAGACGGAAAAUGAUGGAAAUCGGCCUAAAGCCUCGCGCCUGUCAGAGCGUAUCAGCCGUAUUGAACAGCUUCUGGCAGAGAAUUUGAUACGAGAUUCAAGUCCUGCCCCACCAGAUCUAUCAGAAACCACCAAUGACUACUCAACGCCCAGUAGCUCCCCGAGCACUGUCAGCAGCAACCCACCCCAACUAUCGUUUUCCGUGGGAGUACAUUUUGCUGGCCGAGAAUUGGGUGUGAUUAGUCUUCUGACGGGCGUUCCAUUCCUCUUACCUGAAGGGCAAGCUUGGAUCCAGUCCCGCACUGGACAGACCAUUUCGCGCGACAAGCUCAGUCCCAUGCAUGCGCCAUGGGAGAAAGAGCGUGCCCAAGUUAACAAAAACCUAUUGAUGAGUCUGACGAACCAGAAUCUGUUCGACCCUCCCGACUGGCGUACGACACGCCUAUACUUUGAGGCCUACAAGAGCUCUGUUGUUUUUCGGCGGAUCUUUCCAGUCAUCGACUGCGAAUUAUUUGAAGAGACUAUACAAGCAGCUUAUCAGCCACAGAGCACAGGAUUCCGACAGACUAGUAGUCGAGCUUGCGUUACUGCUUUUCUCGCAUUUGUUUGCCGCCUGCCCUCAAUCAAGGUGCUUACCAAGGAGACUCCAGUUGAUCAUGAAGCAUUAGCUGGGAAGUGUCAAUUUUUGAUAGCCCAAGUUCUGCAAGAACCUGCAACUUUGGAUGCGUUACAGGCUGUCACUAUGCUGACACUAUAUGAGCUCGCAUCGGGAAAUAUGAGGGUAACAAAUUACUUGGGAGCAGUCGCCGCGCGACAGAUCUUCAUGUUAGGGGCAAACCUCACCCACCAUCGAACAUCCCCGAUCAGUGAGCGAAGCCAAAAACGCCAAAAACAACUUCGCAAUCUAUUCUGGCUUUGUUAUAGCUUAGACAAGGAUGUCGCCCUUCGCACAGGUCAACCACCUGUCAUCGUCGACGAGAAUUGUGACUUGACCCUGCCUGAAGGAUACACUGAUCAUGCCUACAUGGACCCGGAUAAGGAUGAAAAUCCGUUUUUGGAGCCAGUAUUUCCUUUUGAUUUGCGGUUGAGCAUGAUCAAGUCUCGGACCCAAAUCCACUUAUACUCGGUGAGCGCUAUGCAAAAGUCCGACGCAGAUCUAUUAAAGUCCAUACGAGAACUGGAUGACGAGCUGGAGGAGUGGCGAUUAUCAGUUCCCCCGCAAUGGCGUCCAACCAUGUCGUUCUCGCAAGAAACCUCCGAUCCGAAUAUGAGCAUGCAUUCAGUCAUGUUGCGGGUCAACUACUAUCUCUGCAUGAGCGUUAUCCAUCAGGCGAGCAGUCGGUGCAAGGCGUGGAUGCAGGGCAGCGGCAUGAUGGACGGGGUAAGCUCGAGUCUUGCGCUUUCCGUGGAAGCCAGUCGGUCAACCCUCUGCUACUUGGGAGCUGCAGAAGAUGUGCUAGUAGAGGGAGUUUUCUGGACAUUAAUAUUCUACCCCAUGUCCGCACUGCUCUCUAUAUUUUGCAGUAUUCUGCAGAACCCACUAGAUCCACGCUCUCGUGACGAUUUGGACCACUUGAAAAUGGCCACUGUCAUGAUGGCUCGCGUCUUUUCAAGAAAUCUGCCCGAGAAUGAGGUUGAGCAUUUGAAAAUGGUGGCUGACUUUGUCACCGAGCUAAAGCGACUGGCUGAGUGUGCCAUUGACAAGGCAUGGCGCGAGCAGAGCGGAAGCUCACAUAUGGCAUCGUAA
Penicillium cataractarum is the source of this 1998-nucleotide messenger RNA. Its product is annotated as putative C6 transcription factor. The record is from RefSeq and is a predicted model, not a curated record. Gene Ontology annotation, molecular function: zinc ion binding; DNA binding; DNA-binding transcription factor activity, RNA polymerase II-specific. NCBI's taxonomy places the organism in Eukaryota, Fungi, Ascomycota, Eurotiomycetes, Eurotiales, Aspergillaceae. Gene Ontology annotation, biological process: DNA-templated transcription; regulation of DNA-templated transcription. Bases 1 to 1998 code for a protein of 665 amino acids. The transcript is spliced from 7 exons.